UCCUGCAUUGGACCGAGACACCAUCCCCGUACCUUAAACUUUAUUUAUCAAUUAUUUUUGAAUGACAAUAGAAAAUAAAAAUUGAUUAUCAAACAACACAAAAAAGUAAUUAUUAUUGUAAUGAUUUUGGGUUAUAUCUGCAAAUCGCAAAGUUUAGGCCCAAUUUGGUGACCCAACUAGUUUCUGAUUAUUAUUAUUAGGGUUUUAUCAGAAAAAAACACAGUCGACACGGAGGGAAGAAGAGGAAGAAAUCAAGUUCCAGCAACCACACAAGAUGGGUAUUUCUAGGAGUUCAUUGGUCAAGAGACGUGCAACUGGUGGCAAGCAGAAGCUCUGGAGAAAGAAGCGAAAGUACGAGCUUGGUCGCCAGCCAGCAAACACUAAGCUGUCAAGCAACAAGACAGUUAGGAGGAUACGUGUUAGAGGUGGCAAUGUGAAAUGGAGAGCUCUUAGAUUAGACACUGGAAAUUUUAGCUGGGGUAGUGAGGCAGUAACUCGCAAGACUCGUCUUCUUGAUGUGGUUUACAAUUCCUCAAAUAAUGAGCUUGUUAGAACUCAAACUCUGGUUAAGAGUGCUAUUGUCCAAGUUGAUGCUGCACCAUUCAAGCAGUGGUAUCUUCAGCAUUAUGGUGUUGAAAUUGGUCGAAAAAAGAAAACAGCAUCCAAGAAGGAUUCUGCUGAGGAGGCUGAAGUUGUUGCUGAAGAAGUCAAGAAAAGUGAUCACGUGCAGAGAAAACUUGAGCAGCGUCAGAAAGAUAGACAACUCGAUCCCCACAUUGAAGAGCAGUUUGGUGGCGGCCGUUUGCUAGCCUGUAUUUCAUCUCGCCCAGGUCAAUGUGGCCGAUCUGAUGGGUACAUUCUUGAAGGUAAGGAGUUGGAAUUUUACAUGAAGAAAUUACAGAAGAAGAAAGGAAAGGGUGCUACUGCUUAAUCUUAUAUAUGGACUUAGUAAUUUUUUUUUUCUCAUAGUUAUUGGUAUUUGGUAUUUAAUUUUGUUGAGAUAGAACCUUUUGGCCAAUCAUUAAAAUUUUGUUUUUAAAAUUAUUAAUAUUACUGAUAUUCUACUACAGCAGUUUGAUAUUUGUCAACUGGAUUACUUUA
Trifolium pratense (red clover) is the source of this 1101-nucleotide messenger RNA. RefSeq names its product 40S ribosomal protein S8. Gene Ontology annotation, biological process: translation; maturation of SSU-rRNA from tricistronic rRNA transcript (SSU-rRNA, 5.8S rRNA, LSU-rRNA). NCBI's taxonomy places the organism in Eukaryota, Viridiplantae, Streptophyta, Magnoliopsida, Fabales, Fabaceae. The transcript has 5 exons. Gene Ontology annotation, molecular function: structural constituent of ribosome. Bases 275 to 931 code for a protein of 218 amino acids. Gene Ontology annotation, cellular component: ribosome; cytosolic small ribosomal subunit. The record is from RefSeq and is a predicted model, not a curated record.